Messenger RNA from Ahaetulla prasina, 7644 nucleotides. RefSeq names its product alpha-1,3-mannosyl-glycoprotein 4-beta-N-acetylglucosaminyltransferase A (gene MGAT4A). Gene Ontology annotation, biological process: protein N-linked glycosylation. Gene Ontology annotation, molecular function: acetylglucosaminyltransferase activity. Gene Ontology annotation, cellular component: endoplasmic reticulum-Golgi intermediate compartment; Golgi stack; endoplasmic reticulum. The record is from RefSeq and is a predicted model, not a curated record. NCBI's taxonomy places the organism in Eukaryota, Metazoa, Chordata, Lepidosauria, Squamata, Colubridae. The coding region runs from base 704 to 2311 and encodes 535 amino acids. The transcript is spliced from 16 exons.
CAGCUAUCCGAUUGCUAUCGCUGUGAUCUGCUGGAAACAGUACCGUCUUAGGCACCUUUACGUGAGAGCAACAGCAAGCGAACGCAGCACUCAUCACUCGCACAGCCACUUAUUUUCUACAACCCCGCACCUCCACCGAAAGGAAAACAAAGCUCGCGAGACUUGUAUAUAAGGCCCGAGUAGGGGACUGACACCUUCGCAGACCAUCGGUUGCAAAGGACCAUUCAAGCAAAGAUUGUUAAUUGGUGACUUAUGCGGCUCGUCUUGGCCAAUGGCAGUGCGAGUAAGUGAAGGGAGGCGGGUACUCCCAGCCUAGCCGGGGAGGCUCGUGGUGCCCGAAGUCAACUAUUGCCCUGGGAGGGGUUUUUUUAUCUUCUGCACGGCAUCCAGAAGGCAACCUCACUCGGGUGACGGCGGCGUUAACGGCGAGCUGGGGUUCCGUCGCAACUGCGUGCAAGAGCGGUGCAGGAGCGGCGAUUCUGCAGUCCAAGAACAUAACAGAUUGAACAGAUUAAAGAACUCCAUUCUACAACAACAAAAUCUUCAGUAAUACAAUGUCGUUGCCAGCUUUACAAUGAUUAGGAGUGACUGGGCAACUAUCUACUACUGGCUAAGCAACAUUCAUUGGAAUAUCUGGUCUUUAAGCCACAACAUUUGAAUGUGGAACCUUGGUCAAAUCUAAACAGUGUGAUGUUGAAAUGAGAUGAGGCUCCGAAAUGGAACUGUGGCCACUGCAUUGAUUUUCAUCACAUCUUUCCUCAGUUUAUCAUGGUAUACAGCAUGGCAGAAUGGAAAAGAAAAGCUCAUUGCUUAUCAAAGAGAGUUUCAUGCUUUGAAGGAACGCCUUCGCAUAGCUGAGCACAGAACCCUGCAACGUUCUUCUGAAUUAAAUACCAUCUUGGAGCAGUUCAGACAGGCAGUAGCAGAAACAAAUGGAAGUAAGGAUGCAUUGAGCAGCGUUUCAGAUGAAACAUUGAAGUUGUUAAAUGAACUGACAAGCAGAAGGUCUCUUCAAGUGCCAAAUAUAUAUUACCACUUGCCUCAUUUGUUGAAAAAUGAAGGAAGCCUUCGACCUUCUGUACAUGUUGGCCUUGGACGAACAGGAGUUUCUAUAGUAAUGGGUAUUCCAACUGUCAAGAGAAAAGUAAAAUCUUACCUUACUGAAACUCUUCACUCGCUGAUUGAUAAGCUGUCACCUGAAGAAAAAUUGGAUUGUGUUUUGAUUGUAUUCAUAGGAGAGACAGAACUUGACUAUGUAAAUGGUGUUGUGGCAAACCUUGAAAAAGAAUUUUCUACAGAAAUUCGUUCUGGUUUAGUGGAAAUAAUAGCUCCUCCUGCAUUUUACUAUCCAGACAUGAAAAAUCUAAAAGAAACAUUUGGAGAUUCAAAAGAAAGAGUCAGAUGGAGGACAAAGCAAAAUCUGGAUUACUGUUUUCUUAUGAUGUAUGCACAGAAAAAAGGUGUAUACUACAUUCAGCUUGAGGAUGACAUCGUUGUCAAGCAGAAUUAUUUCAGCACAAUAAAAAAUUUUGCACUUCAGUUGUCAUCAGAAGACUGGAUGAUACUAGAAUUCUCUCAGCUGGGAUUCAUUGGUAAAAUGUUCCAGUCUCCAGAUAUUACACUCAUUGUAGAGUUCAUACUUAUGUUUUAUAAAGAGAAACCAAUUGACUGGCUCUUGGAUCACAUUCUUUGGGUGAAAGUAUGCAAUCCAGAGAAAGAUGCAAAACAUUGUGAUCGCCAGAAAUCAAAUCUCAGAAUACGGUUCAGGCCUUCACUUUUUCAGCAUGUGGGACUACACUCUUCCCUAGAAGGAAAGAUUCAAAAACUCACAGAUAAAGACUUCUUGAAACCAUUACUGCACAAAAUUCACGUGAAUCCACCAGCAGAGGUUUCUACAACAUUAAAAGUCUAUCAAGGGCAUGCUCUUGAAAAAGCCUACAUGGGUGAAGACUUUUUUUGGGCUAUUACACCAGUUGCUGGAGAUUAUAUCUUGUUUAAAUUUGACAAGCCAGCUAAUCUAGAAAGAUUCCUGUUCCAUAGUGGCAAUCCAGAACAUCCAGGGGAUAUAUUGGUCAACACAACUGUGGAAGUAUUACCUCUUAGGAAUAAAGAGCUGGUAUUAAGCAAAGAAACCAAAGAGAAACGGUUAGAAGAUGGUUAUUUCAGAAUAGGCAAAUUUGAAAAUGGCAUAGCAGAAGGAAUAGUCAAUCCUAAUCUAAAUCCAAUUACAGCUGUCCGGCUGUUCAUCAUACAAAAUUCAUCUGUCUGGGCAAUUAUAAAUGAGAUUCAUAUUAAAAAACUCCCCAACUGAUCAAUAUUAAAGAAGAAAGAAGACAGAUUUUGAACACUUUUGCAAAAUCGUCCAAACUGCAGAAGGAAGAUAUUGAGUAUGCACCUUAAUUCAACUCAAUUUUCUCACUGAAACACUACCUCCCGUGAAUGCUACUGUAAUUGAGAAUAAAGACUCAGCAAGAAGGAUCGAUUACAACAUAGAAACUGAUAUUCACCUGGCAUUCUUUAUCUAGAUUCAUAAUUUGAACAUGAGUUUGGUUGACUAGGGAGCACAUAAAUUCUCCUUGGUCUAUCCAGUGGUGAUGAGUUAAGUACAUAAAAGGUGUACAUAUUGUUACAUUCCUUGGAAAUGAGAAAAAGGUGUUAAAAUGCAUUUUAUGAAGAGGGUACUUUUUGAAAGUCCAUUUAUUUUGUUAUUGAAAACCCUCUUUUAUAGAUUAUCAGGGAUAUAUAUUCAAAAAUUUUAGGGUAUUUAAUUUAUUAAAUAAUUUGAAAAGUACAUAUUUUUAUGCCAAUAAUAACUUGAUUAAGUUUUUUUAAUGUAUUAUCUUACUUCUUGAGUUAACUGUACAUUUUACUUGGUUAAUGAUCAUAUUUUGUAAUAUAUUGCCAUGGUUAGAAGAGUUAAACUGAAUUUGCCAAUGAAGCACUUUUGUACCAGACCAGAUUCUCCUGCACAAAUCCCACCGAAAUAAGAAGGGUUUCCACAGAAGAACAUCUUCGUGAGAGGUUCAUAGAAUCACAGAUAUGGUGUUCAAAGAUACAGACAUGGCGUGCAAGGACUUUGAAGAACAUUACCUAUGAUUUUCAUAGCCCUGGAAUUAAGGAAUUUUAUAUUUCAAUAGAGUGAAUGAAGUCUGCAGCAAUUUAAAGUUUGAAUCAUUCCCCAUUAAAGGGGUACUUUGAUAACAGGUUGUUCUUUUUUAAUCUUUGUAAAGUUUUCUUCAAUGCAAUCAGCCAAGUUGCUCCUUUGGAUAGCAAUGCCUUCUGAAAUCAACUUUUUUUUGGUUUUGCAUCCCCUUUUCAAUGAACUCUGCUCAGUGCUUUUGAAUGAUUUAAUUUAGCAUUAUGUUAGGGAUAAUGGAACAGAUACACAGUAACCUCAGCUGAGCUUUUAUAAUUAUAACUUUGUCAGUCCUUAAAUGUGGAAGUGAUUUCUAUUUCUUAAGAUCCAGCUUCUGCUUAAAAGCAUUGCACUCCAAUUGACUGAAGCAAAACUCCUGUGAUCCAAAUGCUUGUUGUCUUUUGUAUUUCAAAGAAAAAAGAUGUUUGCUUGGUCAGUAGCCUUGAAGAGAGGCAAUUCAAGCACUUUGUGCUCCGCAGCACAGAAAACAUGCAAUAGUAAAGUAAUAAUAGUAACAAAAAAAAUUAUUAUCUAACUCCAGCCAAGUUAUGAAAAGCAAGGCUUUUUUUUAGUCCUAUGACUCACACAGGUAAAUCUUCAAUAGUGAUAGCUUGUAUUGUGAGUUAAUUCUUAGAUAUUUCUGUGUCUCGGAUGUAAGUUUUUGCCAAAAAUCAGUGUCUCUCUUGCCUUCUAUUGAAUAUAGAAAUGAUUUGUAAUGUAUUGAGUGGAUUGGAUAUCUGUUUUCUAUUUGAGUCUAUGAAGAGUCCAACGGCUUCUAAAGGAAAAAAAGAUCACAGUGUGAAAAAAAAUACUUGAAUUGUUUCAAAUUAUUUAAGAUUUGAGAUUGCUUGGAUUUUAAUUAGAUGGGACCUUAUAUUUAUGAAAUAGUUUUGCUGAAAUUCUUUGUUGGUUGGGGAUGUAUGCAUACAGAAGUGCUUGUAUGACAUACUAGCUAAGUUAUGAAUUUGAAUAUUACUACUUCUAUGGAUGGCCUGUACCAAUUCCAAAAUGGAAGGAAUAGUAAUAAUGGCCUAUUUUACAGACAUAUGUUAAACUAAUGAAGAACUCUGAUUCCUAAAUGUUCUAUAAAUCUUAAAUCUUAAAAUUAUUUUUAGAUAACCUGUAAUACCUGUAAUACUGAACACUAAUUGAAUGUGUAUUUAAUAUUGACAUGCCACGUUGAGAUGAGUGGGUGGGGUAUGGAGUAUUUAUGAUAAACUUAAUAAUGAUAAUCAAGAAUAACAUUUUCCUACCUAAAAAUAAGGUUGUGUAGGAAAAACACAGAGAAUUGGUGAUAAACUGUUCAAAAUAUAUACCUUUUCUUUAUAUGGAAAAGGGAAUAAUGUGUAAUGAAAAUAUUCAUUUCCGUAUUUUAAGUUUGCUAUGAACAAGUUGUAAAGCUAUAUAAUCACUUGUAUUAGGUCAAGCUAACAUAGCAGAUCAGUAAUAUAUGAGUCUCUGCCUCAUAAAUGUGAGAUUUUCUAUCCCCAGUAGCUUAUUCCAUUGCAGUUUGUGUAGGUUUAUUAACCUUUUGUAUUUAAUUUAAAACUUAGUCUGAAUCAUAGCUCUAAAUGUAAUUUGCUGUUCUCUUCCAAAGACCACUUCCUCCCAUUGAAUGUAUGGUCUUGGGGGAAAGUUUUGCUCUCCAAAAUCAGUAGCCAAUUGAUUUAACAGUAACCCAGAAAUCAAGUGAUGUCCUCCAAUGCAACUUUAGGCAUACUUAGUCAGAUGCAAUAUUUCCUGUAUUCAGUAGUAUUCUGCUUUGCAGUAUUACAGUUGAAAUGUUUUAAUCCUUAACUUUAAACCACUACAAAUAGACACCUGUCUUAGGUAUAAACCAUUCCAUGUAACAGAUAAGGAGGUACACUAGCAAAAUGUUCCUGUAUUGCUAACUGGAAAUGAGAAUAAGUAAUGAAUGUCAAUUCUUUAUACUGCCAGCUUUAAAGAUCCAACAGGCUAAGGAUAAAUCAGGUAAUAAUGCCCAUCCCCCAAAGCAAUUGGCCAGUUGUAUAAGGCUAUCUAAAUGGACCAAUAAAUUUCUAUGUGGAUUAAUGCUCUAAUGAAGAAAACAGCUUGCGUACAAUUAUCCACCACUUGAGCUAUAGUAACAGAAUUGUCUUAAUGGUAUUGUUUUAGCAUCAUUCUAAGUACAUUCAUUUAAUCUGAUGCUGUGGUAGAGAUUAUUAAAAAUAAUUUCAAAUACUUUAUUUUCUAGUGGAAGAUUUAGAUUAUUGUUUUGUAAGUAUAACAGUGAGAGAGGCAAUGUAAUGAUUAAGGCAUUAGACUAGAAACUGGGAGACCCCGAAUUCUAAUUCUGCCUUAUGCAUGAAGCCAGAUGAGUGACUUUGGGCCAGUCUCCCCCCCUCUCAUUCUAGGAAGGAGGCAAUAGCAAUCCAUUUCUGAAAUCUUGCCAAGAAAACUGCAAAGGCUUGUCUAGGCAAUCACCAGAAGUCAGUAUAAUACUGGCUUGAAGGCCAAAUGCAAAAAACAACAACAAAAAACCAGUAUGCAUUGAGUUGGUGCUUAGAAUAAUCUCACUGAAUGGAAUAUGCAAAAAGCUUAUUGCUUUCCAGUAACUCAUCAGGACAUGAGUGCAACUAUAAUAUAUUAGAUAGUCCUCAGUGUAAAAUCACAACUGGGACCAGAAUUUCUAUGGCUAAAAAAGGCAGCGGUAAAGUCGGUCCUGCCCAAUUUUAUACUUUUUUUUUUUGGCCACUUUAAGCAAAUCACUGCAGUUGUAAAGUGAAUCUGGCUUCUCCCAUUGACUUUACUUGUCAGAAGCCGGCUGGGAAGGUUGCAAAUGGUGAUCACAUGACCCCAGGGUUCUGCAACCAUUGUAAAUACAUGCCUGUUGCUAAGCACCCAGGCUUUGAUCAGUGAAUACGUGGAUGCUGCAAUGGUUGUAAGUGUGAGGACCAAUUAUAAGGCAUUUUUUUCACUGCCAUUGUAACUUCAAACAGUUGCUAAAUUGGUUGUAAUUCAAGAAUUACUUAUCUGUCACUAGGUUGUUAGAAAAUAGGUUCAGUAGAAAAUUCGCAGUUGGUGACUUAACAAAAAAGUAUAUCCUGAUAGUUUGGAGUAGAUAAUAACUUGUGGAAUACAUCCUAUACCAUCUGCUCAACCAGUUUGGUUUUUUUUAAAAAUUCAAAAUUUCUAAAAUGGGAAUCUAAUACAUGGCACUAGGCUUAUUUUUAGUUCAAAAAAUAGUUCCUAAGUUAUCCAAUAAAAUGUGUGGUAACUGCCCAGAAUUUUGUUUAGAAGAGUGCCUGGAAAAUAGCAUUUUGGUGAAUUAGUUAUAGGUUUCCUCAUAGUAGCCAUUUUGAGAGUAGGCUAGUGCUCUGCCCAGAUUUCAUUGUGCUUAGGUUCUCAUGCAUUCUCAGCUUUCUAAAUAUAUCAAUCAUCCCAAAGCAUCAUCCCAAACCCAAUAUAAUUAACUUUUCUUAUAUUUUCUACUGACAUUCAUAUUUUUUAAAAAUAAAUGCAGCUGAACUAAAUGUUCAAGUUUUGGCAUUCUUUAUUUUACUAAAAUAUUAAAUCUUAGCAGUUGAUAAUUAAGAAUAGUUAUUUUUAAAAUAUAAAUAGGUGUCUGGAUAUUUCUGGUGCUUAAAACAUCCCUGUUUUUUAAAAGAGCUUUUGAAUGUUUUUUCCCCCUAAAGCUUUUGAAAUUCUUCCUGCAAAAGUACAAAUAUUACUUCAUGCCCCUUCUUGUCUAUUAGGUCUCAAAUUCAGACUACUUCCUACUUUUGGAGAAAGGAACAGCUUGUAUAUUACUUGAAUUAUGGUGUUUUGAAGAUGCUAUUUUGAUUGUCAGUAGAAACCAAUUUAUUGGUUAAAAACAUUUAGAGUUGCCCUACUCCUUUUUUGACUCUGUCAGUUUUCUAGUUGUGCUUCUGUUCUUGUGCUUGUGAAAUGUGAAUCAUUAUCCUACAGCCAGAUUUCUUGGCAUUCUCCAUAUAAGCAUUUUCAUUACUUGUAAAACUUUUUUAGAGCUAGAUUUUGAUAUUGUUAAUCUUGCUGCUACAUUUGAAAAUCUAACUGGGUCAUGUUAAUUGUGCCUUUCAUCAAUGCGCUAUGUGCCACGAGCUGCCCAUGUACUAUUUGAAAUAAAUAUUUUUAAAAACUGCCUUCUGGAGUUUUAACUAGAAAAAAAUGGAAAGUUUUGCAGAAGGGCUGAAAGUAUUUGUAUUAGAUAAAUACAACUGGAAAACGUGUACAUAAAACUAAACAAAAAUUCUUUUUAUAUGCAAUAGUUUUAAGAUAUAGAUAUACAGCAUAAUUCCAGCUGGCAUAGAAUGGCUAUUUUAGAAGUGUUUUCUUUUUAAUUUUCUGAGGUGGGAUAAUGAUUAGCGAGAGAAGAUGGGAAAGUAAAUCAAAAUGACACAAUACUUUUCCUGCAGAAACUUCUUGUGAGGUUAUAUGCAGUAAUAGCCCUAUAUAUUUUUCUCCUGUCCAGUUGCUUUUUGAGACGGGUAGCUAUGCAAAUUUGAUCAAUAAACAUUCUUUAUUCA